AUGUUUUUAAAUCGCUGCACAGACGAGGAGCAUGUUCCUUCAGCGUGGAAGCAGCAACAACACAGGCAAGACGGGGCGCUAGCGCCUCCCAGCGGAGUGGAUGACUGCGACCCGACGAUGGCGGAUGAGACGGAGGAUGUGGAGCUGAACGAGCAGGAGAGGACGCGAGGAGGCGCAGUCAUGAUGAGACACCCGGUGGCCUCCUUCUUCCACCUGUUCUUCCGGGUGCUUGCCAUCGUGGCCUAUCUGCUCUGUGACUGGAUCAGCAAGAACUUUGCCUCGUGUUUCGUCCUGAUCAUAACUCUGCUUUCUUUUGACUUCUGGUCCGUCAAGAAUGUGACUGGCAGGUUGCUGGUGGGCCUGCGCUGGUGGAAUCAGAUCGACGAGGAUGGAAGGAGCCUCUGGGUGUUUGAGGCCAAAAAAACCUCCCGGGGAAACAACACUGGGACCGAGAUAGAGGAGAGGAUAUUCUGGCUGGGUUUAAUCAUCUGUCCUCUCAUCUGGACGGUGUUCUUCUUCACCUGCCUGUUCUCCCUGAAGAUGAAGUGGCUGUAUCUGAUCGUGGCUAGCAUUUCCCUCCAAGCGGCCAACCUCUAUGGUUUUCUACGCUGCAAGGCGGUGGGACAAGAUGGCCGGCCUCCAGACUCCCGCUCUUUCACGGGACGGCACCUCCUGCAGCGCCCAGACCUCAUCUUCGGGAUACUAUGA
Messenger RNA from Limanda limanda (common dab), 708 nucleotides. Its product is annotated as Golgi apparatus membrane protein TVP23 homolog A-like. The transcript has 7 exons. NCBI's taxonomy places the organism in Eukaryota, Metazoa, Chordata, Actinopteri, Pleuronectiformes, Pleuronectidae. The record is from RefSeq and is a predicted model, not a curated record. The coding region runs from base 1 to 708 and encodes 235 amino acids. Gene Ontology annotation, biological process: vesicle-mediated transport; protein secretion. Gene Ontology annotation, cellular component: Golgi membrane.